Molecule: messenger RNA, 2905 nt
Organism: Cyprinus carpio (common carp)
Lineage: Eukaryota; Metazoa; Chordata; Actinopteri; Cypriniformes; Cyprinidae
Product: WD repeat-containing protein 5
Cellular component (GO): Set1C/COMPASS complex
Molecular function (GO): histone binding
Source: RefSeq, a predicted model, not a curated record
UGCACGGUACAGUCUAUCAUCUCAGCGUUUGAAAAAAAAUGUCCCUCUUGGUCCACCGUCGAGAUCUGCGCAUGCGCAGUAGUUGUUACGGCCACAUUACCGCCUGAGCCUGCGCUGGAGAGGCGCUCAUCCACCGUCGUAUUCAGCACGAUCACUAACUCACUGCAUGAUCAAAACGGCCUGUUACGCGAUUCAUGAACAAAUCUUUAUCCAAAGCCAGUAGUGGACUCAUCCCAGAAGCCAAGAACAGUUUUAUUACCACCUCAGCAGCCGCCGUGCUUCUCUUUUGGACUGUCGGGCUGACGUUGAACUUGCUUCUAUAAACCCAUUUUCUCCAACUUGGUCGUCAUGGCAACUGAGGAGAAGAAACCAGACACGGAGGCUACUAAAACACAGCCAGCAUCAGCUGCCUCCGCCAGCCAGAGCAAGUCAGCACCUGUGAAGCCAAACUAUACCUUGAAAUUCACAUUGGCUGGCCAUACAAAAGCAGUCUCUUCUGUCAAGUUCAGUCCGAGUGGGGAGUGGCUCGCAAGCUCAUCUGCUGAUAAACUGAUCAAAAUAUGGGGUGCAUAUGAUGGCAAGUUUGAAAAGACGAUAUCUGGACACAAACUGGGCAUCUCGGAUGUGGCCUGGUCCUCUGACUCAAACCUCCUGGUCUCAGCUUCCGAUGACAAGACACUGAAAAUUUGGGACGUGAGCUCUGGGAAGUGUUUAAAGACACUGAAGGGUCACAGCAACUAUGUAUUUUGCUGUAACUUCAACCCCCAGUCCAACCUCAUCGUAUCUGGAUCUUUUGACGAGAGUGUGAGGAUUUGGGAUGUUAAAACUGGAAAAUGUCUCAAGACGCUGCCAGCGCACUCAGACCCUGUCUCUGCAGUUCAUUUCAACAGAGACGGCUCAUUGAUUGUUUCCAGCAGUUAUGAUGGACUUUGCCGUAUAUGGGACACAGCAUCAGGGCAGUGCCUUAAAACACUCAUCGAUGAUGACAACCCACCUGUGUCAUUUGUGAAGUUCUCCCCCAAUGGCAAAUACAUCCUGGCUGCCACUCUGGAUAACACUUUGAAGCUUUGGGACUACAGCAAAGGAAAGUGUUUGAAAACAUAUACCGGUCAUAAAAACGAGAAGUACUGCAUAUUUGCUAACUUCUCUGUCACUGGUGGAAAGUGGAUUGUCUCCGGCUCAGAGGACAACAUGGUGUAUAUUUGGAACCUUCAGACCAAGGAGAUCGUACAGAAACUACAAGGGCACACAGAUGUGGUGAUCUCAACCGCAUGUCACCCCACAGAAAACAUCAUUGCAUCAGCAGCACUAGAAAAUGACAAAACCAUCAAACUUUGGAAGAGCGACUGCUAAACCUCAAGCUUAUUUUACUUUAUUAUUUUGUUAAAUUUUUUUUUUUAAUUUUGUACUAUUCAUUUUGUGUGAGGGGAAGAGACUUUUUUUUUUUUUCAUUUGAAAGGUCACGCUAGAGCAUUCACACUGACAUCAAGGCUCAGCAAGGGGACUGGCUCGCACUAGCCCGACAUACAGUACCUUCUCCUAACACAGCACCCCUCUCUCCGCUCACGUGAACUAAAGCAUUCACUUUCUCUCUGCCUUGCCGCCAGCUCUCUUUCAUCAGUUUAAGCAUCCAGCAAAACUUUUAACCAGUCUGUAAUUUUAGGCAGCUUUGUUUGAACUCCACAGAUGUAUUAGGACAAAGAGAGCGUUCCUGUCUUUUUGUUUUGUUUUUUCCUGUAAGUUUUGUAGAAUGACAUCUAUCUGUCUAUCAGUGGUUUGCACACUUCCUGAUGCCAGCAGAGUGCCUUGGGCACAUUUUAAGUGGCCAUUUUAACAAAUGUUUGGAGUAUUACAAUUUCUCUGCCUGUAUUUGUGGCAUUUAUAUGAGCAGUUUGCAGCUUCACUCCAUUAUUUGGCCGAAAAGAGGUUUCACAAACUUCUCAGUUGUGAACGCCUCAAAGAAUUACGUUGACUUGCCAAUGUCAAAUCAAACCUCUAUGUAUGAAAUGUGUUGUCUGGCAGAAAGGUAUUUUGAACAUCCACUAUUUCAUGUUUAUUUCUGUACAGCACCGAAAUGCAACUGUUAUAUCAGCAAUUAAAACAAUUCAUUGUGUUAUAGUUGCUAAGCUAGUUGUCAGACAUUGUUUAUGGUUUUCAGUGGCUUUAAGUGGCUAAAUGUCAUCUAGGCAGUGCUAACAAUAAAACUUUCUUUUUUGUUAUAUAACCCUAUAGCAGUCGCAGACAUAAUGUAUGCCAAAACUUCACUUUAUUCCUACAGCUGAAACUACCUGUAACACCUCUGUUCAUAUCAGUUUUGGUGCUUAUGAAAAAUAAAACUGUACAUAUACAUCUGGAUGGAACAGCAGCUUGGUCACUUAAAAGAAAAGGUUUCCAGUAGAUGUCAAUUACACAAGCAUCAAAAAACAAUUCUUACCAGCACAAUCUGGUAAAACACAUUCAGUUUCUAAUUAUGAUGUGGUUUCAAUUACACAACUUAUGCAAGGAGGAGUGUUGCUGUGAAGUGGGUAUGCCAUAACCUUUUAUCUCGUGACCAAAAGCAGUCUGGAUGUAUUUGGAGCCUUGAGAUGUUUCUGUAUCUGAGACUUUGUACAUACUUGCAGCUUCUCUGUUCUUUGAUACGUUUACCUCUGUUCUGUGGUCUUAUUAACUGUCUCAAGUAGGUGAUAGUAUUUUAAUAAGAGUGUUUUAUUUUUCCUGCUCGAUGUGGAUGAUGGCUUGGCAUUAACCCAUCCUCUGCCUCUGGACUCUCUCUGUUCCUUUGUUCUUGACCGGAUUGCAAGUGCACUGCAGUGAUGACAAGGGCCGCAUGAGGAAUUCUAUCUGUAUUGCAUUUAGUCACUUUGGAGCUGACCUGUGACUCAAUAAAUUUUUUUUUUGACCUGUG